Dermacentor andersoni is the source of this 2124-nucleotide messenger RNA. Its product is annotated as TNF receptor-associated factor 2-like. Lineage: Eukaryota; Metazoa; Arthropoda; Arachnida; Ixodida; Ixodidae. The record is from RefSeq and is a predicted model, not a curated record. Gene Ontology annotation, molecular function: protein binding; zinc ion binding. Gene Ontology annotation, cellular component: plasma membrane signaling receptor complex. Gene Ontology annotation, biological process: regulation of canonical NF-kappaB signal transduction.
CGACGAGACGCCUGCAUUGCCUGCAUGCUGGAAAACGCAGCGAGCGCGUAUCCAUUGCCGGCGCCGUGCGCUUGAUCGAGUAAUCUGUCAGCGUUGUCCCAGGGUGGGCUGUUUCGACACCUGUGCUACCGAUUCGAGGCGGUCUCCUCACGAUGGCCUACGAGAACGUCUACAAGCUGCGGGACCAUCCGGAUUUCCCGAACGAGAUUGACGUGCCGUUUGCCAAGAAGCUCCAGCCAGAGCUCAUCUGCUCGGCGUGCAAUUGUGUCACAGCGGCUGGUCUCAAGGACGGCAAGGACCACGUCUACUGCCUCAGGUGUGCCGAUGUGCUCACAGACGGCUGCAACGAUUUCACGUGCUGCAUUUGCAAAUGGAAUGCUCCCCAAAGCUUGAUGAAGAAAAAUGCAGAUGAAUGGGCCAUCCUGGAGAAAACGCCAUCAGCUUGUCCUAACCGAACCAAGACUUGCCGUUUUAACGGCAAAUUACGAGACGUUCUUGAUCACUACAAGACUUGCAACCUGAAAGAAAAAGUGGUGUGCACUCUCUGCGGAAAAUUGCAGGAUAGGAAAAAUAUAGCAGACCACAUGAAGAACGACUGCCCCAUGAGAUACCUGGAAUGCAACUUCUGUGGCGUGGACGUUGCCGCUCGCGACAAAGUGAAGCAUGAAAUGAACUGUGACCAGCGUCCUGGAACCUGUGAGCACUGCGGAAAGCAUUUCAAGACCCACGAAGAGCUUGAGCGGCAACACAAGGCUGUAUGCCAGCUCAUGCCUGUCGACUGUUCGUUUAGACAAUUGGGCUGUGACCACAGGGCAGCCAGGCGAGAGAUGGAGAGCCACGAAAUGGACGGUCGCCAUAACGGCCACAACGAUCUCCUCGUUCGUAAAAUCGGCCGCCUGGAAAAAGAGAACGAGGACCGUAAGAACUCAUUCCUUCAAAAGUUAAAUACUGUCAAGGGAACAUGCGAUGAUACGAUACAGCAGAUGGAAAGGAAAAUGGCCCAACUUGAGGAAUCUGCCAAUGCUGAGAGAACAUUGCGAGCUAAGUUGGAAGAGCGAGUGUCGACCUUACAGAACGAGCUUCAAGCACUCAGAGCGAAACAAAACGAUGACUGUGGUCAGCUUGAACACCGGAUUGCUGGGACGGAAAAUGCUGUGGAACGCCUCGACCGUGAGUUACGUCUGGACGCUAUGACCCCAGGUUUCGAGUAUGUCUGGAAAGUGCAGCCAUACUUUGCCCUGAAGGCGGCAGCAAUGGCGUCCAAUGAGGAAAUAUCGACGCGGGCACUGUACAUAAACACCCCGGGAUAUUACGUAGAGUUCACAGUUGGAUUCACCCGUCCUGCCUCAUUGACGUCACCGCAACAUCUCUCGUUCAAGUGCCGAAUUUGCAGCGGUGAAUACGACGACAUGCUUCCCUGGCCCUUCCAGAACAAGAUGAUUUUGGUGCUUGUCAACCAGCAGGACGAACGCGCCAGGCGAUGUUUCGAACUGGACGCGGCAACGGCAGAACACGCUACCGGUUGCUUCCAGAAACCAGCAUCGGGUCAACGGAACCCGAAGUUCGGCUACUCACAAGUCAUACCCAUUCCUCUUCUGGAGAACGAGAACAAAGGGUUCCUCUACCAGAACUGCAUCGUCUUGAAGAUUGUUGUGCCUCCACUUUAUUGAAUGUCUAUUUACUCUUGUCGUUGGAAAGCACAGCACGUUCUGACUUCGAGUAUUAAAACAAAGUUCGACAGGAUGAAGAACUUCUUCAGGGAGCGUUAGGUAUCAUGCACUUCCUCGAGAAGAGACAAUUAUUGUUUCAACUUUGGUUUACCGAGUUACGCUUUUAGCGCUUCACUACACACUGGAGCUAUGCGUGAUGCAAUUGUUCUCAGCGUAGGGUUAUCAUUGCAGUGAAUCGGUAGUGUGAAAUGCAAUGCGUGUGUGCACUAUUUUUGGCGCUUUAUUUAACCUUGAGUAGCUUGUUUUCAACUUCUUUGCUUGUUUGGGAAGACUUGGAAGCACACCUGUGUACGUGCAACCGCACCAGAUCGUCCACUUAUGUAACUGGUAAUAAAAUGACUUCCCCGCAUUCUGUCCUUCAUGAUGCACAAUAAACCAUUGGCGUGUACCUAAA